Molecule: messenger RNA, 861 nt
Organism: Aspergillus nidulans FGSC A4
Lineage: Eukaryota; Fungi; Ascomycota; Eurotiomycetes; Eurotiales; Aspergillaceae
Product: class I SAM-dependent methyltransferase
Exons: 3
Coding region: 1-861 (286 amino acids)
Molecular function (GO): S-adenosylmethionine-dependent methyltransferase activity
Source: RefSeq, a predicted model, not a curated record
AUGACAAAUCAAACAAUCCAGGAAGCCCUCGGCCACGGGCAGGGAAAUGAUCUCGGAAAUUCAGACGGCCACCGAAUCGAGUACGUGGAAACCAUUGAGGCUUAUAACAAAUGGGCAGAAGUCUAUGAUACAGACGGAAACUUCCUGCAAGCACUCGACACCUUCGAGAUGAAGGAUUUGCUCCCGCGCUUUCUGUGCCUUGUGCAGACACAGACAAAUGGGAAGUCUAAUAUGACACCAGGCGAGCAGGUACUCAAACUUGUGGAUCUAGGCUGCGGUACGGGUCGGAAUACCCUGCAGCUGGCCAAGUCCGCGCCGAAAGAAGCCCAGAUAAUUGGGCUGGAUGCGUCACCGGGCAUGCUGGAGGUUGCUGAAGGGAAUCUCAAAGCUCAGGGUGUAAUGGGCACCGUGGAUGAACGUAGGGUUGUGCUAGGUGUGUAUGAUUUACUGUCGCCUCGGCCAGAAUCUCUACCUGUGUCUUUGCGUGGCGAAGCCAGGGCAUCAGGUGCGAUUUCGACAUUGGUCUUGGAGCAUAUUCCGUUAGACAAAUUUUUCGAAGGCGCGGCGCGAUUAAUUAGACCUGGAGGGUACCUUCUUGUGACGAAUAUGCAUGCGGAGAUGGGAGCCAUUAGUCAGGCUGGGUUCGUGGAUGUGACUAGUGGGAAGAAGAUCCGCCCGACGAGCUAUGCGCAUGAGGUUGGGAACGUCAUUGCUGCUGCGGAGAGGGCUGGGUUUGAAAUUGUGCCAUUAAAUGGAGCUGAGAAAGUAAGGGAGAGAAGGGUGAAUGAAGAGAUGGUGGCACUGUUAGGGAGCAGGGCGAGGAAGUGGGUGAACGUUGUGGUGUGGUUUGGGCUGAGUUAG